Molecule: messenger RNA, 4861 nt
Organism: Sarcophilus harrisii (Tasmanian devil)
Lineage: Eukaryota; Metazoa; Chordata; Mammalia; Dasyuromorphia; Dasyuridae
Gene: SLC36A1
Product: solute carrier family 36 member 1
Exons: 11
Coding region: 79-1512 (477 amino acids)
Biological process (GO): glycine transport; proline transmembrane transport; proton transmembrane transport
Cellular component (GO): vacuolar membrane
Molecular function (GO): L-proline transmembrane transporter activity; L-alanine transmembrane transporter activity; glycine transmembrane transporter activity
Source: RefSeq, a predicted model, not a curated record
GAGCCGGAAGAGGCCCGGGAAUGGCUCUGGGGAGGGCACUGAGGCUGGAGGCCGAGGCUGGAGGCGGGAACAGCCACUAUGUCUACUCAGCGACUUCGGAAUGAAAACUAUAGUGGCUACAGUUCUACAGAAGUGAGCCCCACUGAGUCCCCUUCCAAUGGACUAGAUGACUUCUCUGGUUCAAGCUCCUACCAGCGGUUUGGAGAAACCAAUGGGACAACAUGGUUCCAAACCUUGAUCCACUUAUUGAAAGGGAAUAUUGGCACAGGUCUCCUGGGGCUGCCCCUGGCAGUGAAGAAUGCAGGGAUCUUGAUGGGUCCUCUCAGUCUGUUGCUUAUGGGCAUUGUGGCUGUGCAUUGUAUGGGCAUCCUGGUGAAGUGUGCUCAUCACUUCUGCCAGAGGCUACAUAAACCCUUUGUGGACUAUGGAGAUACAGUGAUGUAUGGGCUGGAAGCUAGUCCCAGCUCUUGGCUUCGGACUCAUUCUUUAUGGGGAAGGCAUAUUGUAGACUUCUUCCUGAUUGUCACCCAGCUGGGCUUUUGCUGUGUAUAUUUUGUAUUUCUAGCUGACAACUUUAAACAGGUGGUGGAAGCAGCCAACAUGACGACCAACAACUGCAAUAGUAAUGAGACAGUGUUGCUGACACCCACCAUGGACUCACGAUUGUAUAUGCUCACUUUCCUGCCUUUCCUGGUGCUGCUGGUGUUUGUCCGAAACCUCAGAGCCCUGUCUAUCUUCUCGAUGCUGGCCAACAUCAGCAUGUUGGUCAGCCUUGUUAUGAUCUAUCAGCACAUUGUCCAGGGAAUUCCAGACCCCAGAAACCUGCCAUUGGUAGCAAAUUGGAAGACCUAUCCCCUGUUUUUUGGUACAGCCAUAUUUGCAUUUGAAGGCAUUGGAGUGGUACUUCCACUGGAAAAUAAAAUGAAGGACCCCAAACAUUUUCCAGUCAUCCUAUAUGUGGGGAUGACCAUCAUUACCAUUCUCUACAUCAGUCUGGGGUGCCUGGGCUACCUUCAAUAUGGACCAGCCAUACAUGCCAGUAUAACUCUCAAUCUGCCCAAUUGUUGGUUGUAUCAGUCUGUCAAGCUGCUUUAUUCCAUUGGGAUUUUUUUCACCUAUGCCCUGCAGUUCUACGUCCCUGCAGAAAUCAUCAUUCCUUUUUUCGUCUCUCGGGUGACAGAGCGUUGGGCGUUGAUGGUAGAAUUAUCUGUCCGCAUAGCCAUGGUCUGUCUAACAUGUGUCUUGGCCAUCUUAAUUCCCCGGCUAGACCUUGUCAUCUCGUUGGUGGGCUCCGUGAGCAGCAGCGCCCUGGCUCUGAUCAUCCCUCCACUCCUGGAGAUCGCUACAUAUUACUCGGAGGGCAUGAGUCCUAUCACCAUUGCUAAGGACAUCUUGAUCAGCGUCUUCGGCUUUGUUGGAUUUGUGGUGGGCACCUACCAAGCAAUCUAUGAGCUGAUCCAGCCAAGUGUGUCUCCCACCCUUGCAAACAUUGCUAGUGCCUUUGUACAGUGACCUUUUUGGUACAUUCUCUGCACCAUACCACCAACCCCACCCACCAAGAGUAUGUCACCAAAGCCUUGAAUAAGGCUGGCGAUAACCAAAACGGGCAAGGUAGAGGGCUGCUCUUACUUGUCAAUCAGAGACUUGUAAAUAGGCAGGCCAGCAGGACAGGUUAGGCUGUGGACAAUUCCAGUAGUGAUGGUGAUCUCUUUGUACUUUUUUUUAACCCGUUCAUUCUCUCUCCUCUUACCUUUUGUGGUUUCUAUCUUAGUGCAGCACAACUCUCCACUUUUCAGUGAUUCACCUGGAUAGUUUCCUCUCCUCUGGGUCAUACCUUCACAAAACAAGGAUCAUCUGUUUGACUGCUAUCCCUGUUCUUUUACCUCUGAUUUUUCUUGCCUUCCAGACUCUUUCAGGGGUUUGCACCUUAAACUACUUUCAGCAGAAUACUUUAAGUUACAGUCUUGAUCCUGGCUUGAUUCAAGUUUUCUGGAGCACCUUAGGCAGCAGAAUUCCCUCAGAGUCUACCACAUGUUAAGGAUGAAUAUGAGCAUAUUCCUCAUCACUUAGCACUUUGAACACAUUGAAUACUGAAUUCAGAAUCUUUCUAUUUAUUUAAAUUAAGGUUUGGAAGCCUCUUAGUCCUGAGUUUGAGAAGGGAAGAAACUAUACUCUUGAAGAUGAGUCUCACUCAUCUAACUUUUUAUUCUUUCCUCACCCUUCCUGUUCAGGGAUUGGGAAAUAAUUCAAAAGAGCAUUAUUGAAUUCUUUGGCUGUGUGUGGUGACAAAGUUUUAGUAAAGGUCCACUGGGUGCAUCUCAUACCCCUCCCUGUGCUCUCACCUUAUCCCUCUGCUCUGUUGUUCUAGAAAGACAGGUGCCUUAGGGAUUAUGUUAGGGAAAGGAAGUUCAUCUUUCCAUCUUUGCUUUGCCUUUUUGCCUCAAGUAGGACUCAGGCUUCUAUGUCAGUGCAAGGGCUAAAGGCAAAAGCUUCAGUUGUGGCCACCCCAUGUCUCUGGAAUAAGUAGCUUGUCAGACGUCCCUCCUUCCUUCUUUGCUGCUCCAAAGCCAAAUUCAGCUGGCUGCCAGGUGAAGAGGCUGAAGAAGAAUUUCUUUUUAAAUGUACAAUGUCUCUUAAUGGAUAAAAGACACUUAAAAACUUAAGUAAUAAGGAUUUACAUCAAACAAUCAAGCUGAGUAUUUAUUCUGGUUCCCUUCCUAUUAGAACCAGAUCAUAAUUUUUAACUUACUUCCUGCCAAUGGGAAUUGUGUUUUCUACCCCAACCUAUCUGCUAUUAGGGGAAAGUAAAGGGGUUUCAAAAACAAAUGCAAACUGGAAUGUACAGAAUGCUGUGGUUCUUUGAUUCUUAAAUUCUAGGAAGAAAUUUAAUAGGCAUUAUUCUCCUUAUUUGGAAAGUUUCUGGAAUCUAUGUUGCUAAUCCUAGCAGUUUAUAUAGGAUGGUCCUCAAUCCUUCCUCCUUCCUCCUACUUCUUUGGAACCCCUCCUGCAUCAAUGCUCUAGUUUAGGUUGUGACCUCAGGACCUAGAACACUUGAGAUAGAGGCCCAGGACCUCUCAGCUAUGAAGUAGAAGCCAGGUCAUGAUAUCAGCUUUCUGCUCAGAUCUUAAGGGACCAGUGUCUUCGCUUUGCACUUUGUAGAAACUAAUCUAGAAGCUCUCUUCUUCCUGUUCACAUUGGGUCUUCUCUCUGCUUAAGCUACAGAAAUACUCUGAAGCUGCAUUUCUUAUAAAAGACUUAAUGACAGAAGAUCCACAAGAAUAAUUUGGUUUUUUUCUUUAUCCUCUCAGUAGAGAGAGCCCUACAGAUUCUGCCCAUUAGGGAGGGUUUCCACCCACCUCCAAAAUGUUUCUAUCCUUUCUUUGUUUCUUCCUCCCUUUGACAUCUCCUUGCUUGUAAAUACUCUAGGCUUUUUCUGUUUGGAUUUUCUAUCUAUUCCCUAGACUGGCUGAAUUGUUCUGAUUUCAGCCAAGGGUACAAUGAGGGAACUUUACAAAGAAUGCAGGGUUCUUUCUCCUCACUGAGCACUGGACAUGGGAGUGGAGGUUUCCUAAUCUUACUUGACAAAGUACUCAUCUAGGGAGAGGGCAAAAGGAAAUUUGUAAAUCAACUGGGAACUCUGUAUUCUGGCAUUUUGAGUGCAGAUUCCCCGUCCCUGGUAACAUCUCUCUUUACAAGGGCAUUAUUUUUAUUUAGUGCCGUCCAACUGUUGGACCAAUGAGCACUGCUUUAUACGCACAAACUCUGAGCAGAAGUGAAUAGUUUUAGCCUAGACCCUAUAGCUUAAAGUCUCCCUAUUCUGGGAUUCAACUUUUCUAGUUAGUAUUGGAUAUGUGUAGUACUAAAUCCUCAUCCUUUAAAAAUCUAUAAUCUUCCCUUAGAGAAAACCUUUUAAGUUUUGUGAAACCCUUAAGGUAGUGAAACUGACAGUGAUAAAUUAGGAAAGAGCUCUUUCCUCCUUCUCUCAACUUGUCUAGAUACCAAUUAGGUAGAAAAAUGCCUUCUUUAUUUAACACUACAUAUUCACUUCCUCCUGUCUUCAAGUAUAAAAUCCCAAAUUCAUUGUUUACACAUUUAUUCCUUAUUCACUACUGUAAAUGAAUUGGUCUCAGUAUUUAAUCUGUGUAAUAAAGUAAUAGAGGAUCAGGGCUUAGUGUUGCUCCCUGGGCAGAAUAUUAUGUUACACAUUCUCAGAACAGCCAUAAAUUUUCCACUUUCUCCCAAUAGAGCCAUAAAAUGAAUAUGAUUUGAUUGGGUGACUGCAGAAUUGCCCUGUGUUUGAAAUUUGCAGAAUUUCCUCAGUCACAAAGUGAAUAAACAUUUCUGCAUUUCAGACACAAGGAGAUAAGGGAAUGGAAACGUAUAUUUUGUCUUUGAAACCUUGGGUAGAAUGGUUUAAGUAAUUUAUCCCUCUAACUCCAAGUUGAUUUGGUCAGAUGGUAUCAAGUGUCUUCUGAAUCUUUGUACCAUCAAAGUCUCUUAUUGGUUUGGGCAAGGUCAGGGGCAGAAAGUACACAGUCAGAAAUCAAAAAGAGGUUAAUGAAUUAUCAAAGGGUUAAAGCUGAUGUCUGACAAUUACUGAACUGAAAAAUCAACCAAUCAUGUUUACCAUUGUCCAAAUGAAUGAGAGGGUAGAAAGUCUUAAAUCCAGUGUAAGAUUGCCACAUGGCAGAUCCUAGUAACCACUAAGAGCUGAUAGUACUGUAAAUGUUUGGUGCCUUGUAUGUUUAUUUUAAGUGAGAUGUGGUUCAUGCAGGAGUUUGUAGGAGAUCUUGUGUUUGAUCUGCAUAUAGAUCAUGUGUUUUUCCUUUCAAUAAAUGAGUUUUUUUUUAAUUUUGCAAUA